This is a messenger RNA of Engraulis encrasicolus (European anchovy), 1858 nucleotides long. RefSeq names its product glutamyl-tRNA synthetase 2, mitochondrial (gene ears2). Gene Ontology annotation, biological process: glutamyl-tRNA aminoacylation. The coding region runs from base 1 to 1731 and encodes 576 amino acids. The record is from RefSeq and is a predicted model, not a curated record. The transcript has 11 exons. Gene Ontology annotation, molecular function: tRNA binding; glutamate-tRNA ligase activity; ATP binding. Gene Ontology annotation, cellular component: mitochondrion. Lineage: Eukaryota; Metazoa; Chordata; Actinopteri; Clupeiformes; Engraulidae.
AUGUACCUGUCAGCUCUUGUAAGGUCGACAUUGCCUUCCACCACAAUAAGACACUCCAGCGUCUUACUAAGACUUUCUAAACGAUGUAACUGGACAGCAAAGGGAAGGUCUGUUCAUUUACUUGCCGCUCAGAAAAGAGCAUCUUACCAGGACUAUAGGGUACAUGGCUGCGUGUCCAACAACAGCACCAGCAGUGGCUGUCAAAUAUCUCUUGGCAUUCAGUGCAAGAGGCAUCAUUCUACCGAAGACGGACAGGUUCGGGUGAGGUUCGCUCCUAGUCCAACCGGCUUCCUUCACCUGGGCGGCCUUCGCACAGCGCUGUACAACUACCUGUUUGCCAAGAAGUAUGGCGGCGCCUUCAUCCUGAGGCUGGAGGACACGGACCAGAGCAGACUGGUGCCCGGAGCAGCAGAGGCCAUAGAGGACAUGCUGGAAUGGGCAGGUAUUCCCCCAGAUGAGAGUCCAAGGCGUGGUGGCCCCUGUGGUCCCUACCAGCAGUCUGAGAGGCUGGGCCUGUACGAGGAGGCUGUGGCGUCGCUAUUGGAGACAGGCCACGCUUACCGAUGCUUUUGUUCCACACAGAGGCUGGACCUGCUGAAGAGAGAGGCACACAGACGCGGGGAGACACCGAGGUACGAUAACCGUUGUCGGCACCUGCGUCCUGAGCAAGUGUCGGAGCGCCUGUCUCGCGGUGACCCGCACGUGGUCCGCUUCAGGCUGGAGCCCGGCAGACCCGAGGCAGCGUUCCAGGACCUGGUCUUCGGACACAAUCUGCACGAGGUGGCGCUAGUGGAAGGAGACCCCGUUCUCCUGAAAGCAGACAGAUUCCCCACCUAUCAUCUGGCUAAUGUGGUGGAUGACCACCACAUGAAGGUGACCCACGUCCUGCGCGGCGUCGAGUGGCUCAUCUCCACCUCCAAACACCUGCUACUCUACGCUGCCCUCCAGUGGAGGCCGCCGACGUUCGCGCACCUGCCUCUGCUGAUGAACCGAGACGGCACCAAGCUCAGCAAGCGGCAGGGGGAUAUCUUCGUGGAGAGUUUCAGAGACAAGGGGGCGCUGCCAGAGGCUCUGCUGGACAUGGUGACCAACUGUGGUUCUGGAUUCAAUAGCAACCGUACGGGCCGGACGCUAGACGAGCUGGUUGCGGAGUUCAACGAGUCCAAGAUCACAACCCACUCGGCACUGCUGGACCUGGACAAACUGCCAGAGUUCAACAGGAUCCACCUGUUGCACAGGAUUGAGGAUGUGGAGCGAUGUCUCCCCCUUGUGGAGGAACUGAGGCAGGCCAUCAAGGAGACAUUCAGCUCUCAGAUACAGGAUCAGGAGGUGCUGGAGGACAGCUACAUACAACGGGUUCUUCACCUCCGAAAGGGUCACUUCUCGUCGCUGCGGGAGCUGCUGACCCCUACCUACGCGUAUCUGUGGAUCAGGCCGGCGGUUACCCAGCAACAGAUUCAAGACGUGACGUCAGACGCUCAGACCAUCGUCACACUGGUGAUCGAGUUGCUGCAGGGGGAUGCUGGUAGGGAGUUGACUAUAGAGUGGCUGGCUGCUGAGCUGAAGGCCGUGGCCAAGACCAUCAAGUCCACCAAGUACAGCUCAUUCAUGAAGCUCCUCAGGAUAGCACUUAGUGGACAGCAGCAAGGUCCAAGUGUUGCUGAAAUGAUGGUAUCUCUAGGAAGUGGAGAAACAUGCCAGAGGCUGCAGAGAGCUCUGCAACAUCGAUAACGAGACGAGAGGCGCGAAAAGCAUCUGUGAAAACAUUGUCUUCAUUUUUUUUAUUAUUAUUUCUUGAGGGUUUUUUUCCCUGUCGAAUGUGUGUAUAUACAAGCGGAUUCCAAAAAAGUUGGGACAC